Molecule: messenger RNA, 4496 nt
Organism: Anopheles maculipalpis
Lineage: Eukaryota; Metazoa; Arthropoda; Insecta; Diptera; Culicidae
Gene: Nup154
Product: nuclear pore complex protein Nup154
Exons: 7
Coding region: 5-4477 (1490 amino acids)
Biological process (GO): protein localization to nuclear inner membrane; transcription-dependent tethering of RNA polymerase II gene DNA at nuclear periphery; RNA export from nucleus
Cellular component (GO): nuclear pore; nuclear pore inner ring
Molecular function (GO): structural constituent of nuclear pore
Source: RefSeq, a predicted model, not a curated record
CGCAAUGGGUGAACAACAGCCGACUGUUUCCCUGGAGGCACUGCAAUCUGCCGGCAAUACGCUGGAACGCCAUGGGUCGAUUGAUGUGGAUGUGCCGGGUUUGCUGGAGUUGACGGGAGUAACGCAAGCCGGCACGCCGACCGCAAGCGGGUUAAGCGAUUUCGACUAUCAGCAGCUCAGCAACCUAUCGAUGGGCUUCAAGGACUUGAACCAGCUAUGCACCGUAAACAAGGUUCCCAUACCGUCGGAAAUAAUGGAACAUUUUAAUCAUAUAAAAUGCCACUGUAUGAUGGGGCUGUUUCCCGAGAUAGGACGUGCGUGGCUUACGAUCGAUACGGAUCUAUAUAUAUGGACCUACGAAAAUGCACGUGAUGUUGCCUACUUUGAUGGACUAUCGCAGGUGAUUAUAAGCGUCGGGCUGGUAACACCUAAACCGGGCUUGUUCGUAGCGGACGUAAAGUAUCUCCUGAUUCUUACCACUCCAAUCGAAAUCGUUGUCCUCGGUGUAACGUUCGGCGAUGCGAACAAUGGCACACCGAACCGUAGCCUAUCCGGACAGAACAGUGAAGAGGAGAUGCAGCUAAUGCACACGCCCAUUUUCGUGCUAAACACGGACAACGUGGCCAUCAUGUGUGUGCAGGGUACGGACGAUGGAAGAAUUUUCCUCGGCGGUCGGGACGGCUGUCUGUACGAAGUGAGCUAUCAGGCAGAAUCGAACUGGUUCGGAAAACGAUGCCGCAAGAUAAACCAUUCGCAGGGUUUGAUGUCCCACCUAGUGCCGGGAAUAUUCAAAAUAUUCAGUGAAUCUGAUUCGGUGGAAAAGAUUACGGUGGACAAUAGCCGCAACUUGCUGUAUGUGCUGAUGUCGAAGGGAUCGAUCGAGGCAUGGGAUUUGGGAAAGGAUGCCGGAAGCACUAGACGGAUUGCUAGACUAUCGUACAAAGAAAUCAUCUCUAGUGCGUCGAUGAUUUUACGCACAAUCGAUCCGACCGUAUUUCAUCCGAUUACUGCAAUCUGUCCAUUAACGUUGGACGAUUCUUCCAGUUUGCAUCUGGUGGCGAUUGCGGAAAGUGGUGUGCGAUUCUAUUUCUCAACGGUGCCACUACAUCUGCACGGAUUCUACAUUCAGCAGCAACAAUUGUUGCAACAGCAGCAACUACAGCUUCAACUCCAACAACAGCAACAUCAUCACCAACAAUCGCAACAUCAGCAGCAUCAGCAGCAUCAGCAGCAUCAGCAACAUCAGUCACAGCAGCAACAAACGCCGGGUGCUUCACCGAACCAAGAAAUCCAACAAAAUGCCAACCUUCCCGAACCGUCGCAGCAAAGUAAACCGCAGGGACUGUAUCUACUUCACGUUCGCGUACCGCCCGGCAUCACCGGAAACUUACUCCUGACGAAACCGAAACUGGUCCAUUCGGCACACUAUAUCCAGGGUUCGCUGUUGAUGAUAUCGCGCCAGCAGCAGGACCAAGACUUGCUCACCUGUCUCAGCUCGGAACAGUUCCAAUCGCAGCACAAUCUGGUUGAAUCCACUACCUACAUGCCACUCGAUGGGCAGGUAUGGGCCAUCGCUGAUGUGAUGAGAAAGGAUCGCGUCUCAAUCACAACCCCACUCCGCAAGGCGCAGAAUCCUCGGAAGGUAGCACUCCUGACGAACCAAGGUGUUCACAUCGUGUCGAUACUCCAAUCGGUGGACAUUCUGCAACAGCUGCUCGUUGGAUGUCACGGUCCACACAACGAGGCGGUUAAGAUGUACUUCAGCAAGCAAACGGAACCGGAAGCAUGUGCUACGGCACUUUUACUCGCCUGUCGCGAAUCGUUCCGUGGCACGGAAGUUGGUGAUUGGGCAACCCAAUCGUUUAUACUUUAUGGCGGAGAACCGUACUUUGAUGCACCGAUCAUAUCUGAUAACCGUCAGCUAGGCUAUAAUUCUCCAAUUGCCGGCGUAGGAGGAGGUUACGGCACGAUGGAUUCGAAUGUACAGCAGCACCAGCACAAUGCAAACUUUGGACCGAGUGGCCGGUUGUUCGCAUCUUCCACACCGUACUCGACACCCGGAAGUGGUGGUGGACGCGGCAGUAUUGUAUCGCCAGUUCUUCGCCAACAACAGCAUCCUUAUGGUACAACGAACGUUAACAACAACAAUGAAACGGUCGAUUCAUCGCUUUUCCACUACUCCGCCAAACACGCCGGACUAUAUCUGUACAUGAGCCGGAUGUUGCGUUCGAUAUGGCGCAAACCUUGCGUGGAUGAGCGUCUUUAUUCGACCAUUUCACAACAGGAUUGUGUAGUGCUAUUGGAGGAUUUGUACGCCAUAAGACGGUUUCUGGAGAAUGUGACGGUGAGCAAUCUUCUUGGAUACACCGGUGGUGGUCGUAGUGGUGGGACAUCGAUAAAGCCAAAUGUUGGAAGCCUCGGAUCGACGUUUUCGCAAGGACAAUCGGGAUUGCUGCUCGGUGGUGGCACGGAUCGUGCUGGAUAUGGUAGUAGUAUGCUAUCUUCCCAACCAGGCUAUAGCAUAGGCGGUGGUGCCGGUUAUGGUUAUCCGCAGGGAAAUACCGUCGUGUCGCAGAAACACUGCACCGAAGAGGCGCUGAUAGAGGAACGAAAAUCGCUCGAAGCUUUGGUACGAUUGAUAAAGCAAGCCUGCGAAGUCAUCGGUCUGUGGAAAGUCAUCUGCGAACAUCAGUGCCAUCUGUUGGUGGGGAAGUUAACGAAAGAGGAGCAAAGCGUACUGCAAGGAUGCACCUUCCGCGAUCUAAUGCUAUCCCGUAUCGAUGUUUGCGGACUGUUGAUAGUGACGCUGAUCAACUCGUACCUAGCAGACAAUGCAAGCGUUGGUUCGAUUUCGUCCAAGCUGCGUGAAGUUUGUCCAACGCUGUACCGCCAGGAGGAUGCCGUUUCACACAAGGCAACGGAAAUCCUGCUUCUUUCCCGUGGCUGUAACGAUCGCGAUAAGAAAGAGGAACGUCUCCGAACGGCACUGCAGCUUUGCAAGAGUGCGGCACCAAAUUUGCCCCUAGCGGCUCUCUGCCAGCAAUUUGUUUCGUCCGGAUUUUACAGUGGCGUUAUAGAGCUUUGCACUGUGUGUGCGGCGAAAAGUGAUCCCAACGAGGCUGGUUUGCUGUUCUAUCGGAAUAAUGAAGCGAUGGACAAUCAGGAGGGCUUCGUAGCGUUCCAGAACCGUAUGAACUGGUACAAGGAGGUUAAGGUAAUGCUGGACUACGUGUACGAUGCAGCCGGUGGUAAUGGAGGUAAUGCUGCUACUGGUGGUGCUACUGGUGGUGUUGGUGGUCAGCAGGUCAAACCGGACAGUAUCUAUCCAUCGCUCGAUGACGAGGAGCUGCUGGAUCGUGUGACCGGCAAUCAGGAGGUGCUGAACAUUAUCGGACAAGCGCUUCAAAGCACAGACCCGCUGCUUCACAUUGCCAUCUACGAGUGGUUGCUGUCGAAGGAUUUGUUUGCCGAACUGCUCGAAAUCACCGAACCAUCGCUCGGUGUGUUCCUUAGCCGGGCGAUGGCACGCACGCCAGAAAACCUCGUCCUUGCCGAUCUGCUCUGGAAGUACCACGAGCGUAACGGGCAGCACCCUGCGGCAGCCAAAAUUCUUGACAAACUUGCUAACGUAGCGAGCGAUAGUAUCAAUCUGCAGCAACGCAUCGAGUAUCUGGCCCGAGCGGUCAUGUGUAUGCGCUCCGAAUCGGUCGGCUUUUCCGCCCACAAUGGGGUGCUGUUGAAGGAUCUGGAAGAUAAGCUAGAGGUGGCCCAAAUACAGCGCCAAGUGUACGAUGCACUUGCCCUGCUAACGCAAAACACCGACGAACGGUACGAGGCGCUAAAGCUGCUCGACUCCAACCUCUACAACUUGACCCAGCUUUAUUCCGACUUUGCCGAACAGUACGACCUGUGGGAGUGUAAGCUUACGAUACUGAACUGUUCCCAUCAUAAUGAUCCACUGCUGAUCGAAUCCGUGUGGACACACAUUCUCGACCGGGAGCUGCAAGGGCGUGAAAGUUGUGCCGAACGUUGCCGACGGUUGUUGGCGAAGGUGAAGAGUUUGGCACUGGAGUACGACAGCUCGGGAUGCUGCUUUCCGCUAGCGUUUAUAGUGCGCGAGGUGGAGAUUCGUUGCUUCCGGCUGGGGAUGUACAAUUCGCCGGUGCCGGAUGCAUUGAUCGAGAUGAACCUGGACAUCGAGGAGCUGUUGAACAUUUACGCGCGUCUCGUAUCAAUGAACGAACGCAUCUGGGUGACGGAGGACGACGAGCUGUAUCUGAUUCGUUCGACAUCCGCACUCCUAUCGCUAAUCGUGAAUCAGCCGAAGCUGAUCCCGUUCAAGGAUCGUCGAAAGGUGAUGUCCAAAUCGCAGGACCUUAUCUCGGCUGCGCUCAACAUACUCUACACCAAACCGGACACGCAGCCUCUGAUCGAUGUGUUCCGCGAUACGCAGUCGAAGCUGCAGCGGCUGUUGUAAAACGUUUCUGCAACAGUUU